AUGAUGGAGAACUGCAAGUCCCCAACAGAAGCGCUGCUGGAUCCAACUCCUGUUUGCGAGGCAGCUGCGUGUCCUACCACGAUGAAACCCGAGUCCUUGGUCCUGUUGCAUUUGGCAGCUUCAGUGACCAAGGUUCUUGGCGAUUCUGACUGUUUUCAAGCACUGUCUCUGGAUGUCGGCAAUGUUACACUUUCCAAUGGGCAGACAGCAAAAGGGGUCGUGAUGGAGGUAGGCACCCCGCCACAGUCAUUAGCAUUCUUGCCACUAAUGCCUUUGAACAACUCAUUUGUUUACGGUACGAGCGGCUACUGCAACAGCGUCACAUCCGGUUGGUCGGUCGAUGGUUGUACGACAUUUCGUGGGGGAGCCUACGACCCUACAAACUCAUCAACAAUGCAAAGCGAUGGUGCUGCGUCCCUCUUCGCGUCAGAUGCGACCGGAACUUAUCCCGACCUCGAAAAGUUGUCGGACACCGUCGUCCUCGGAUCGAAUUUCACCCUGGAGAACUUCCCCGUCGGCAUCGCACAGGGUGACUGGGGCGGACAAGGCUAUUAUCCACAAGCAGGGCUAGGACUUGGGCCCAAAUCGACAUUGUUAUCAACAUUGGUUGAUUCUGGUACCAUUUCAUCGCGGACUUGGUCCUGGUUUUGGGGAUUGGAUGGGCCCAAUGUCUCAGAGCAACUCGAUGGAAGCCUUGUCCUUGGUGGAUACGAUAAAGCCAAAGUCAGCGGAACAGGUUAUACGUCGCCUAUCACAACGGGUUCAGAUCGCUGCGCUACUGGUCUGUUUGUGACGUUGUCAGAUGUCCUUGUCCACAUGGUGGACGGUACCUCUGUGAGCAUCUUCACCGACGACAACCAAGCACUUUUAGCAGCUUGUAUAGACCCAUCAUACCCUUCGCUUACGACAAUACCGUACAGUCCAUACUGGUACAACUUUCAAACCAUCACCAAUGCCUCGAUAUCUGGUCGUUCACAAGGAUUGCAGUGGUACAACAUGCGCUAUGAUGAUGGUCAGACUCCAUUCACGGGUGAUAUCAGUAUGGAGUUUGCGUCUGGUCUGAUUGUUCGAGUUCCCAACUCCGAGUAUGUAAGACCAGAUGUGACAAUCAACAAGAACACCGGGGUCCUUGAAGUAAACAGCACCGAGCCCGACGUUGUUGCAAUGAUUUCGCUGCAGGGCUCUAAUUCAAAUGAUGUCAUUAAGAUAGGACGCAACUUCUUCUCCGCAGCGUACCUCAUGGUCAACUACGAUUCCAGCGAAUUCACCAUAUGGCCUGCCAAUCGGACUGCGAGCCAGGAUCUUGUCGCCGUCGACUCCAGAGGUGCGGAGCUCGAUAGCCUCUGUUCAUCAAACAAGAACGCCACUGUGACGGCCGGCGGAGCAAAGCCCAGUGACAGGGGCACGGACACUGCCAAAUCCUUCGACUCGUCGGGAAAUUCCUCUACUCCAGUGGGCCCUAUUGUUGGCGGCGUUGUCGGUGGCGUUGUCGGGAUCGCGACCAUUUCUCUCGCUGCCUGUCUCUUAAUGAGAAGAUUGAAGGCAAAGAAGGAACCGCAGGUGGCUGAGUUUGACCAUGAUGGCGUCGCGAACGGUUUGGCUCCUUCGACUUAUCGUCGCUCUACCAAGUACGAGGCUGCACCUCUCAGCCCGGAAUAUCCAGACCCGUUGCCCGAACUUGCGCCUGAGUCAUUGAUUGAGCUUCCGUCAAUGGAACAUGGGGAGCGGCAUGACAUUUGGCGCUCAGGUGCAGAAACCCCCAGAUAUGAGUUACCAGGUGCUCCCGCUGUAUACGAGAUGUGA
Messenger RNA from Diaporthe amygdali, 1803 nucleotides. RefSeq lists its product as uncharacterized. The coding region runs from base 1 to 1803 and encodes 600 amino acids. The transcript has 4 exons. The record is from RefSeq and is a predicted model, not a curated record. NCBI's taxonomy places the organism in Eukaryota, Fungi, Ascomycota, Sordariomycetes, Diaporthales, Diaporthaceae.